AUGGAUCGAAGUUCUCCAGAAUGGGAUCUCGAUAGCGACGAGAUCGCAUCUGUCACUUCUCAAGACCUACAUGAUAAUCGACCAAAUCGCUGGACGGGACACCAGAGAACAUGGCAGCGCAUGACGGCAGAAGAGCGGCGGCUCUGGCAGUCGAUGGAGGCUGUGGAAGACCAAGAUUUGGCGGUUCAUUUGUACAACGCGUUUGCGCUGAAGAAGCGCGGCAAAGAUGCUAAGACGGCGCAGGAUGUCACGGUUACUAUGGAAAAUGGGCAACAAGGUAUAUGGGCGCCACCAAAAGUUUGGACCGCAUGGCCGAUAAAUGAAAGGCACGUGCCGCGGCAGAAGGAUACCCAGAGAGAGGAUGAUGGUUAUGACAGAUUUACAUUUCGCAAGACGGAGAAGCAGAUGCCUAGCUCUGAAUUGCAUGAUGAACUCGGAGCAACAAUACUGAGAAUAGCUGGAGAGCGUUUUCACAAAAGCAAGAGGAAAACGGUACUUGCAUCUAUUGAGGGAGAUCCGAUCUCUUUGGAUAUAGGAGGAUCAGAGAGAGAAGAUGGAAAAGUGUCAAAUAUACCAGCUCCGUCGUCUCCCUCUUCUGUUUCUGGUCAGGAAGAUAUGAAGAUGAUGCCGCUCGAUGAGGGAGGUCGAAGCCAUGGUGAGGAUGAACUCCACUCAGCACGAUCAGGUGGAAAGAAGAGGAAGACCCCAGAGACAUACGAACCAGUAAUGUCUUGCAACGACGAUUUAUCCUACGCACUCAUUAAGCCAUCUGUUCGACAUAUUCUCUCGCAGUUAGAUGCUACACUACAUAUUCUUCACAAUGCCCGCACCGCCACCACAAAUUAUGCAUCUGAUUCAUCCGCAACAUCCGACUCGGAAUCCGACACUCGUUCUGGUCCCAAACGAGGCCGUGGCCGUCCUCGCAGCACGAAGCUCACAGGAGCAACAGCCUCUCCACACACAGACGGAGCCACUACGCCUAAUGCCAGCAAACGUGGUCGUCCACGAAAAGUGCAUGUCCCUCGCGAAGGAGAGACUCACGACGAAAUGCUGGUUCGCAUCGCACGCGAAUCGCACAGGAGACUCCCAAGCACCGCAAAGGACAGAGAUGCAGCAUUCGAAGAAUGGCUCCGCCAGGGUGAUGAGAAACUGGAGCGUGAAGCGGCCCUCCUUAGAGAGGAGGAAGAGCUGGGAAUCGAUCCGCAGGCUAGUGCCCAGGAGAGACGACUUGGCAGGCUCGGCCUCCGCGACUGGAGCGAUGUCAUUGGUGCCGCUGCGCUGGCAGGCUUUUCUCACCAAGUAAUUGCAAAGGCGGCUAAGCGAUGUGCGAAUUUAUUUGGCGAGGGAAUGGUUAUGCGGCGCUUGGACGAAGUUCCUGCUUCGAGAGGACCGCCUUUUCACACAAUGGAAUAUCGCCCAGAGAAAAUUAACCUUAACAGUCCAGAUGACGAUUCUGAUUCGGAUAGCGGAGAAGAUGCUGCUACCGCUCUAUCAUCUCGCCGUACAUCUCGCCAGCCAUCACAUAGCCGCCUUUCAAACCGCCGCCUCAGCUCCUCGCCCUUCCGCGGACGCUCCUCGUCUCACUCUGUGUCAUCAGCCCCACGAAACCGCUCGCAUUCCAAAUCUCGAUCCCGGUCGCGCUCCUCGGCCGGCUUCCACUUCUGUCCGGUCCCAACCUGCGAGCGUUCGACCACGGGCUUUGCGCGGAAGCAGAACCUCCGACGGCAUAUGCAACUUGUACAUCCUGGGCGCGGAGAUGAAGAAGAGGACUGGGAUAGCGAGGAUGAGGUAUUUGGGGCGGUGCAUGUGGAUGGGUUCCUGAAGCCGAUUCUGGCUGCUCGCGGAUGGAGGGAGAACGUAGCAGCGAGUUCGUUGGUUAUUAGGAAAAGGGGGCGAGAGCGGCGAACGGGAGAGGAUGAAGAUGAAGAACUAUGA
Molecule: messenger RNA, 1935 nt
Organism: Trichoderma asperellum CBS 433.97
Lineage: Eukaryota; Fungi; Ascomycota; Sordariomycetes; Hypocreales; Hypocreaceae
Source: RefSeq, a predicted model, not a curated record